Molecule: messenger RNA, 762 nt
Organism: Aspergillus sclerotioniger CBS 115572
Lineage: Eukaryota; Fungi; Ascomycota; Eurotiomycetes; Eurotiales; Aspergillaceae
Gene: lea1
Product: U2 snRNP complex subunit LEA1
Exons: 4
Coding region: 1-762 (253 amino acids)
Biological process (GO): mRNA splicing, via spliceosome
Cellular component (GO): U2 snRNP
Molecular function (GO): U2 snRNA binding
Source: RefSeq, a predicted model, not a curated record
AUGCGAUUGACCGUCGAACUGAUCCAAAAUUCCCUUUCCUACAUCAACCCGCUCAAGGAUCGCGAGCUAGAUCUCCGAGGGCACAAGAUACCCGCCAUCGAGAACUUGGGUAUCGCCAAGGACCAAGAUGCCAUCGACCUGACAGAUAACGAUAUCACCUCCUUCGGAAACUUCCCCCUAUUCCCUCGUCUCCGUACCCUCCUCCUCGCGCGUAAUCGAGUCAAGCAAAUCCAGCCGACGAUAGCCUCCGCCAUUCCGAACCUGAGUGCGCUGGUCCUGGCAGCGAAUAACAUGAGCGAGCUGGCGGAUCUGGACCCCCUUCGCAACCUGUCCAGCUUGACGCAUUUGGUGUUGAUUGAGAACCCCGUCACGAGGAAGGAGCACUACCGCUACUACGUUAUCUGGCGCAUUCCUAGCGUCCGCUUCCUCGACUACCAGAAAGUGAAAGACGCCGAGCGCGAAAAAGCCACCGAGUUGUUCGGAACCGCCGAGGAGCCAUCGGCUCUUGCGUCCAAGAUCAUGGGAAUCAAAUCUCGCACGUUCGACGUUCCCUCGGGAGGUGCGGACCGGGCGCCCGCCGAUAAGGCCGUGCGGGUGCAGUUGACGGAUAAGGAGAGGAAGCGAGUGGAGAAGAUGAUCCGGGAGGCGAAGAGCUUGCAGGAGAUUUCGCGACUGGAGAAGGAGUUGAAUGAGGGUCGGAUACCCGGUGGAGCGUUGGGUUAUGCGGAGGAUACGGAUGAUGAGGAUAAGAUGCAGUCAUGA